Manihot esculenta (cassava) is the source of this 1289-nucleotide messenger RNA. RefSeq names its product LOB domain-containing protein 41. The record is from RefSeq and is a predicted model, not a curated record. Bases 146 to 1054 code for a protein of 302 amino acids. Gene Ontology annotation, biological process: regulation of gene expression. NCBI's taxonomy places the organism in Eukaryota, Viridiplantae, Streptophyta, Magnoliopsida, Malpighiales, Euphorbiaceae. The transcript has 2 exons.
GUUGCGUCCCCAGUACCUCUAAACCCAGCGGCUUCUCUUCCUUCUUAAAUACCCACUUCUCUCUUUUCAUUCUUCCCCCCCCAAAUCCCACAAUCUAUUCUCUCUACCUCCAAAUUUCCCAUUUCCUCAAUUAUUUUCUCCCAAAAUGCGGAUGAGUUGUAAUGGAUGUCGAGUUCUGCGCAAGGGCUGCAGCGAGAAUUGCAGUAUUAGACCUUGCUUGCAGUGGAUCAAGAGCCCUGAGUCUCAAGCCAACGCCACUGUCUUCCUUGCUAAGUUUUAUGGCCGUGCUGGACUUAUGAACCUCAUCAACGCUGGCCCUGAACACCUUCGUCCUGCGAUUUUCAGGUCUUUGCUUUAUGAGGCUUGUGGAAGGAUAGUGAACCCGAUUUACGGGUCUGUUGGGUUGUUGUGGUCUGGGAGCUGGCAGCUCUGCCAAGCUGCGGUUGAAGCCGUGCUAAAAGGUACGCCGAUCACUCCGAUCAAUUCUGAAGCGGCGGCCAAUGGGCAGGGACCUCCGUUGAAGGCUUACGAUAUUCGUCACGUGUCCAAGGAUGAAAACUCUGCUGCUUCCAACGAUCCCAACCGAGUGAAGACUCGUUGCCGGGUCAGGAGAGUUGUGAAGCCGAAAGUUAGUGAUAACAAGCCAUGUGCUGGUGUUGGGUUCGGCUCUGUGGUCGAGCCAGCACGGGAUGAGCUAACUCGAUCCACGAGUCACGAGUCAUCGGUGAGUCACCAGUCGGAGUUGGCAAUGGUGGAUGGCGAGAGCAAAGAGACGGAGAGCAUGGUCUCCGUGGAAACAGCUGAGGCUUCGCUGAUGUUCCGAGCGGAGCCGGAGUCAGCCGUGAAGGGCAACGAGGGAGUGCAUGAUCACGCAAGUACGGAAAUGGCAGGAGUUGGAUUGGAAUUGACCCUGGGUCUUGAGCCAGUGUCACGUGCAAGUCACAUGGUCCCAGUGAAGAAACGGAAACUCGAAGUCGAGGCUUAUGGCUACGGGUCGUCUGAUGAUGAGUCGUGUAAGAUAGAGCUGGGAUUGGACUAUCCUGCUUGUCACUAGACACAAACAAAAAAAUAAAAUGUAACUAAUGUGAGAAGGUCCAGUUUUGGCGGCUCAGCUCGAUCCAUCGGCUCUUGUUUAGAAGAGAAGUCAGUUUUUUUUGUUUUGUUCUCUCGUUUGGAACCAUUCGUGGUGAAGAAAAAGUAAAAACAGAAGAAGAGUAGAGGUGUACAAAUUUGGUUUUUACAUGAAUAGACAUGGUAAAUCAAUAGAAGUAUCUUGUUACUUUCACUCA